AUGGCUGGACAGUCUGAUUUUGAAAUUGUAAGGGAUCACAUCUAUUUUACCCCUUCCGGCCCAGAGAGCUGGCACACCAAGCCAGAAUUCCCCUCAGCCGAAGAAAUCCUGGCACGAGAAUCUGGCCGGGAGAGCUUGCCCGAAAACCAUGUCGACACACCGUGGCCCUCGAAAGAGGAUUAUCUGAAGGCUCAGUAUGAGAUUCUGCGGCAUGAGGCCGUUGAGGGCCUACGCUACUCCGUGGCCACGUACGCAGCUCAAUGUCGCCGGAGCCGUCGCGGCGUGAUGGAAGACAAUGAUACCUGUAUUUAUACCAGGAUCCCAUGGCUACAGUCCAAACGUCUGCUCCCAGGCACUGUUGUUGCACUUUCACCGAGCACCGACAAUUUUCAGACCAUCUGCAAAAUUGCAACGGUUGCUCAACGUCGGUACAAGGAUGCCCUAGAUCAGGACCCCCCUCUCGUGGACUUGCUUUGGGUCAACCCUCAAGAUGCAGUCCUCGAUCCUGACCUUGAAAUGGUCAUGAUCGAGUCCAGGAAUGGCUAUUAUGAAGCUGCCCGUCAUUCAUUGGUCGGUCUGCAACACGCUGCUCGUUGUGACUCCCCCCUCGACAAGUACCUCAUCGGCGCCUGCAAGAAUGACGGUUUCCCGGAGUUCAUGGCAGGAAACACCUUCAUGGAUUUGUCCUCACUUGUGCACCGACCACCCGAAGAAGAGUCUACUAUCAUUGACGACUUGAGGACUUACGACAUCUCUCGGGGCCAGCCCAAUCUAGGGGACAUAACUUCGCUGGACGAGUCCCAGUUGAGGGGUCUCUUCCACAUUAUUUCAAAGGAGCUUGCGAUUGUCCAAGGCCCACCUGGUACUGGCAAGACGUUCACCUCAGUCGAAGCCAUCAAGGUUUUGGUUGCAAAUCGUCGUCGUACUCGGGCCUCGCCCAUCAUAGUAGCCGCUCAAACCAAUCAUGCACUGGAUCAAAUUCUCAUUCAUUGUAUAGCUGCAGGGACAAAAGUCCUUCGUGUUGGCUCAAGAACACAAAACGAGCUCGUCAAGGAACGCACUAUUUGGGAGCUUCGCCAAAAGACCGAUAUCCAAGCAGAGCAGAAAGUCAGAUCUAUCGAUAGAGAGCUCCACGCGAACGAAGCCAGGAUUCGAGCUCUCGUGCAUAAACUCUUUGGGGAGGGGCUCCUUAACCCUGAUGACCUGGUGGAAGCCGGCAUCAUCAGCCAAGAACAGAAAGACUCUCUGCAGGAUGAUUCUUACGAGACAGAGGCAACCCUAGAUGAGCGUGGCCCCUUCGCCCUUUGGCUCGGAGAUAGUCUCAUCCCAGCCGAGGCCAUUAGGGAUAGUCAUAUAACUCAAAAGGAGUUCGAUGAAACGGAUGAGAGGGCUCGCAAAGAGCUUCUCGGAUUUGAAUGCGAAGAGGAAGACUUGGAGAAUAUCGGAGAUGCGGAUGAUGAAGAGUGGCAGCUCCGUGGUACGUGGAUUCCCAUCCAGCAUGUCUGGUCGGCCAGGGCGCCAGACAACCUGGGUUCCACAAGACGUGCCGUUGAGAAAGCCCUCAGAGACAACCAAAAUCUCUAUGAGAUCAAGCCGAAACUUCGAGGCGCGGUCUACCGCUACUUCCAAGCCAAGCUUCUCGAGUCCAAAACACCCGAGUUUUCCAGACUUUUGGCAGAGAGAGAUGCCCUGUGCAAGGAGCGCAAGCAGUGGAAAUUCCUCGGCAACGUGGAGCUAGUCCGCAAUGGAAAGUUCGAUAUCAUCGGUUGCACUACAACAGGUCUAACGAAGUACCGAGGUUUUCUGGCAGCCACCAAGCCAACCAUUAUGCUGAUUGAGGAGGCUGCUGAGACUCGAGAAGCAAACAUCGUAUCAGCUCUCUACCCAUCGAUCCAGCAAUUGAUCCUGGUGGGUGACCAUAAGCAGCUCGCGCCCAAGUGCGACAUUAUAUACCUCUCAGAGUGGCCUUAUAAUAUCAAUGUUUCUCUCUUCCAGCGCAUGGUUGAUCUCAAUAUGCACUUUGAAAUGCUCAACCAGCAGCGCAGAAUGAAGCCGGAACUCCGAUGUAUCGUCAACCCCUUCUAUGAGACUCUCCGCGAUCACCCCUCCGUCCUGUCGCCCAAGAAUCGACCUGAUGUUCCUGGCAUGGGUGGCCGCAAUUGUUGGUGGUUUACUCAUAACUGGCCCGAAGAUACCAAUCCGGAUUUCAGCAAGUUCAACAACUGGGAAGCCGAGAUGAUUGCUAAGUUCUUCGCAUAUCUCGUCUACAACGGAACCAGUCCUGAGAAGAUUACCAUUCUCAGUUUCUACAAGGGCCAGCGGAAAACGCUGGUGAAACAGCUGCGCAAUCACCCAGGUCUGGCUGGCAUCCCGAAGUUCAAUGUCUGCACUGUCGAUGCUUAUCAGGGUGAGGAAAACGAUAUCAUUCUUCUUUCGAUUGUUCGAAGCCCUAGGGACAAUCGUUACUGCAUGGGUUUCGUGGAGGAUGCCCACCGCGCUGUCGUCUCCAUAAGUCGUGCCCGUCGUGGGUUUUACAUCUUUGGCAACAUUGAAAAUGCUCUUCAUGCAAGCACCGGGUCCAGAGAGCUUUGGGGCAAGAUUUACGAGGGUUUUCUUGACCAAGGGUGUGCUGAUACCGGGCGUGGAAUUCCCCUCGUGUGUGAGAAACAUCGGCGCGAGAUCUGGAUAAAGGAUAUUGAUGAUUGGGUGGGUAAUGCUGGAGGAGAACGCCAGGCUGCUCGGAGAUCCUGUCUGCCAGCUACCGGAGUUAACCCUCCUCCUGGCAUCAAGCCUGCGCCCACCAACACAGCCGUGCUUCCCACAGUUAACUGGCCUUCUUCCCGGGGUAACGAAGCAAACAAUCAGCUCAACUCGUAUCGUGACACCACCAGUUUGAUUGCUACCCGAGCAGCUUCAACAGCCUCUAGGAGGGUGAGCUUUCAGACCAAUAUGGAAAGCGACAACAAAAACGAGACUGUAGCCCCAACGAUUGCCAGACAACCAGUUGAUGGAUCUCUCUUUUUCAAUGUCUCCCAGCGCACAACUGUGCAGGAUGGGCAGAGAGUGAACCACGGCCACAGGUUUGCCGGGAGUGUUCAGAGGGGCAGUAACCAGAGGACCACCACGCGAGAUGAUAUGGCAUGGAGCAGUGUCGCAAGCUCAACUUCUUCUCCGAUUCACGCCGGUGACUUCCCUCCUCUUGCAUCUUCGGCUCCUCAAGGCACAAAUAAGAAGGGGUCUGCGUCGAGCAAGAGGUCGAAGACAUCCAAACGCAGCAAUGGUCAGGGCAACACUAACCAACAACAAUCUGCUACGCCCACCACUGCCACUUCGUCGCUUCUCGAUGAGCCUCUUAUCCCAUUAAGUGGCUCAUCUUCGAAUGGAUCGGUCCCUGCUGGACUUCGCGGCAUGUCACAACUCUCUCUGGAGCCCCUGAUUCCGUCUUCGAGGGGGAUUACCGGUGAUGGCAAUACCAAUACCAAUCUGUCGAGCACCACACAAUGGAAGCAGCCUGAUGAAGAGGAGUGGCUGAUUGACCUUUGA
Thermochaetoides thermophila DSM 1495 is the source of this 3543-nucleotide messenger RNA. Its product is annotated as helicase-like protein. Gene Ontology annotation, biological process: regulatory ncRNA-mediated heterochromatin formation. The transcript has 5 exons. The record is from RefSeq and is a predicted model, not a curated record. Gene Ontology annotation, cellular component: nuclear RNA-directed RNA polymerase complex. Gene Ontology annotation, molecular function: helicase activity. Bases 1 to 3543 code for a protein of 1180 amino acids. NCBI's taxonomy places the organism in Eukaryota, Fungi, Ascomycota, Sordariomycetes, Sordariales, Chaetomiaceae.